UGCAAGAAGAAGGCCAACAUACUUCCCAAGGUACUUAUGUCAAGAUGGAAGACAUGCAAUAACCCAUCAAGAAGAUGAUCUCAAAACACUGCAUAAAAUGUAACAGGGAUCUAACACUGCGCUGAAGAGGAAGCCCCGCCGGCUUCCACCUGACUGUGGAACUGAGCGCGUCACGCUGAUAGAGGUGAGUCUACUGUGAGGCACACUGCACGGGACAAACGACCGGGACAGAGACCCUUCUCAUUCAUCUCCCGUACGGAAGUUAAACCUCACUUGGAGUUAUGAGUAUCAAUAUGUAUAGUUUUAUUUAAGUUAAUCUUUAUUGUGCACAUUUCUGUGGAUAAAUACUGGACCGCUUUUCUGGGCAUUGUUUUCAUCUCAGCUGUGCGGAGUAAGGAUUUCUUAUUGAAAAGACGCGUGCAAAGAAAUAUCAAACAGGAUUUUUGAUAAGGACAGUCACCUUUGUUCGAGUUUAUUUAUUUUCUUCAUGAGAGAUCAGGGGAUGGUUUGUGAGUCAGCAGUCGGUUUUACGCGCGGUUUCUAAUUCUCUUUUGUCACUUUUAACCAUUCUUUCUGCGGGCACAAUGGAAAACUAUACUACGUGGAAUAAUUUUACUCAAGUUUUGUCAGAGCUGGACGGGACGGGCAGCGAGGCUGAGGAGGACGACGACGAGGACGGCGGCGGGAGCGGUGGAGGGAGCGGAGGUCUGCGUGUCCUCGUCGGCUGCGUCCUCUUCCUGCUCAUCGUGUCCACGCUGCUGGGGAACACGCUGGUGUGUGCCGCCGUGGUCCGUUUCAGGCACCUGCGAUCCAAAGUGACUAACUUCUUUGUCAUCUCCCUGGCCGUGUCCGACCUGUUUGUAGCAGUGCUGGUGAUGCCAUGGGAGGCUAUCACAGAGGUGACUGGUACGUGGCUAUUUGGACGGUUCUGUGGGGUCUGGAUUGCCUUUGACAUCAUGUGCUCCACAGCCUCCAUCUUGAACCUGUGCAUCAUCAGUGUGGAUCGCUACUGGGCUAUCGCCAGCCCGUUUAAGUAUGAACGCAAGAUGACUCACCGGGUGGCGUUUGUCAUGAUUGGGGUGGCAUGGACUCUGUCCAUCCUGAUUUCCUUCAUCCCUGUGCAGCUCAACUGGCACCAAGCUGGGGAGGAGGAGGAGGGGGUCAUGGAGAUGAUGGAACUACUGGUUUCCAAUGGCAGGAACUUAACCAACGGCACCAUCAACCUCAACACCAGCUCCAUUGCCAAGAGCUGUGUGGCCAAUCUUAACAAAACCUAUGCCAUCUCUUCUUCUCUGAUCAGCUUCUACAUCCCUGUGGUGAUCAUGAUCGCCACCUACACCCGGAUCUACAGGAUCGCUCAGACCCAAAUCCGUCGGAUCACAUCAUUGGAGAGGGCAGCAGAGCAGGCGCAGAACCAGGGCCAUGGUGUUAACCGGAACCAGCAGCAGCAGCACCAUAGGCCAAAUGAUGAAGCCUCGUUGAAGUCAUCAUUCAAGAAGGAAACUAAAGUCCUGAAGACUCUCUCCAUCAUCAUGGGGGUGUUCGUCUUCUGCUGGCUGCCAUUCUUUGUCCUGAACUGCACAGUCCCGUUCUGUGAUCCACCCUGCGUCAGUGACACCACCUUCACUGUCUUUGUCUGGUUCGGCUGGGCCAACUCCUCCCUCAACCCGGUCAUCUAUGCGUUUAACGCAGACUUUCGCCGUGCUUUCUCCACCAUUUUGGGUUGCAACCAGAUCUGCACGAACAACACAGUGGAGGCAGUGAACUUCAGCGACGAGCUCGUGUCUUACCACCACGAUACGACACUCCACAAGGAGCAGCUGGUCCCUGCACAGCCGCAGCAACUCCCUCGCACCAUUGACGUUGGGUCUGACCACCUUGAGGAAAUGAGCGCUCGCUUUGACGAGGAGUCUAUCAUCUCCAAUGGCUCGAGGAGCCCCAACAGACAGCUGCUGCUUCCUGCUACAGUCCAGCUGGAAGACGACCCAGAACUGUCCUUGGAAACGAUCACUCCGUUCACUUCAGCUGCAGGGAUGGAGAGUGAGGCUCUGAUACCAGGACAAGUCCACCAGGAGGAAUAGAUUAAGAACUACACUCACUGAGAGGCAUGACUCAACAGAAGUCAUAUUGUGAUACAUGCAAAUAAAAAGCAUAGACUUGUGAGAAACUUGUUCUUCAAAUGUGUGCUGUUUUUAAAUUUGAUGUGAUGGAGGCCUCAUGACCCUGCUGCUUUUAAACACACAGAGCAACAAGAGGAAUGGGACCUUGUAGCCUAGCUUUAGAUAAUGGAUUGAUGGAUUGUUAUGUUUUCCCUUUUGUGUAAGAGCUUAUUUAAACUGAAGAAGAUUAAUAGCAGUUGAUAGAGGUAAUUGAUGUGGAAACGUUGGGCAUUAAAGAUGUGUUGGUUUUUUUCAACUGAAAUGCUUUGUCAGAAAUUAAAUGCUGAACCACU
This is a messenger RNA of Notolabrus celidotus (New Zealand spotty), 2452 nucleotides long. RefSeq names its product D(1)-like dopamine receptor. Gene Ontology annotation, molecular function: G protein-coupled receptor activity. The coding region runs from base 585 to 2081 and encodes 498 amino acids. Gene Ontology annotation, cellular component: membrane. The transcript is spliced from 2 exons. NCBI's taxonomy places the organism in Eukaryota, Metazoa, Chordata, Actinopteri, Labriformes, Labridae. The record is from RefSeq and is a predicted model, not a curated record. Gene Ontology annotation, biological process: adenylate cyclase-activating adrenergic receptor signaling pathway.